GCCUCCCUCCGUUCUUUCCGCUUCCGCCGCCAUGCGCGUGGAGAAGUGCUACUUCUGCUCCGGCCCGGUCUACCCGGGCCACGGGCAACUCUUCGUCCGCAAUGACUGCAAGGUGUUUCGGUUUUGCAAGUCAAAAUGCCACAAAAACUUCAAAAAGAAGCGAAAUCCCAGGAAGGUCAGGUGGACCAAAGCCUUCCGGAAAUCAGCUGGGAAAGAAUUGACGGUGGACAAUUCAUUUGAAUUUGAGAAACGGAGGAACGAACCGGUGAAGUACCAGCGAGAACUUUGGAAUAAGACAGUGGAUGCAAUGAAGAGAGUAGAAGAGAUCAAGCAGAAGCGUCAAGCCAAGUUCAUCAUGAACAGAUUAAAGAAGGGGAAAGAGCUGCAGAAGGCACAAGACAUCCGGGAAGUCAAGCAAAGCAUCCACCUCAUUCGGGCUCCGCAUGCAGGCAAAGCCAAACAGCUGGAAGAGAAGAUGGUCCAGCAAUUACAGGACACAGUGGAGAUGGCGGACUCCACCUAGAAAGCUUCCCUCUCUGGGUCAUGACCUGUCAAAGCACACUGUUGUUUGUUGUUGUUGUUGUGUCAAGGUGUUUCUCUGUCUCUGAACUCGUGGCCUCACUUGUAUUUCUUGCAUGCCAGUCCUAGCCAGGGUAGCGGUUGAAGCAGUCUUGUGCAUCUUCCAUUGGAAUUGGCUCUCAGUGCAAAAACGAGGUCAGGAGAGGAAAGGCAGCCAUGAAGUUCAAUCCCAAGACUCCUGUAAUUCUCAGUUAUUUCUAUCCGGCGAAAGGAUCGGUGCAUCAAAUAAAGCAUGAUGUCAGAGAAA
This is a messenger RNA of Elgaria multicarinata webbii, 826 nucleotides long. It is a transcript of the gene RSL24D1, whose product is annotated as ribosomal L24 domain containing 1. The transcript has 6 exons. Lineage: Eukaryota; Metazoa; Chordata; Lepidosauria; Squamata; Anguidae. The record is from RefSeq and is a predicted model, not a curated record. The coding region runs from base 32 to 523 and encodes 163 amino acids. Gene Ontology annotation, cellular component: nucleolus. Gene Ontology annotation, biological process: ribosomal large subunit biogenesis.